CCGUGCUCCGUCCCUCAGCUUAAUGGCGCCGCAGGGUCGCCUGGGACUCACUACCCUUCGUGGUCCCGGGGACCUUUACCCCCCCCUCCAAGUCAGGAUGCUUCAAAGCCCGUGGGAGCUGAAAGGCACCCUGCACAUGCUCUGGAAGUACUUGUAGAGUUGGAAGGGACCGCGAAGAUCGUGCAGACCAACCCGCUGCGAGGCAGGAAUCUUUUGCCCAACGUGGGGCUCGAAACCUGAGUCUCAUGCUGUGAACAAAGCUUCUUGGAUGGGGCAGAGUCAAAGACACUCUGCACAUGCUCCGAGGCACCCUUUUAGGACUGGUAUUACCUAUUCCACUCCAAGUCUGAGCCCGAGCAAGGCUUCCGGGGGCGGUCUUUUGUUUUUCAAGGAACCGCAGGGCUGAUCAGGCUUUACGAAGCUGUGGUCCAUUCGGAUUGAGGGAAAGGAAGGGUGUGAGAACAAAGCGAGCCUAACGUGGAUAAGGCUGCUGCGAGUCUGGAUCCUAGUUGGCUGCUCUUGUUUUCAGUCUCCACAGAAUUCUUCUUCCCGGAGCGGUUUUUUGCUGCUAGUGUAGUAUUGUGACACCCUCCCUCCCCAAAGGGGGCUCAAGAAGAUGCUUGUGUGCCUUUUGUGAAUUUCCACAUUUGAUUUGGAUUUAGCUUAGAUUGAUUUAAACGGGGAUUCAGGCAAAUGCAGAAAGAAAAAAAGUUUUUAAAGUGAAGACAUGAUUGACCUGACGCAGCCUGUAGCUCAGUGAGUCCCCCUACUCCAGAGUAAACGAGUUUGUUGCACUGAAUGCUGUAUUGAAUUAGGCAGCAAGGGGUUGUUUUUAGUUUUUUUGGCUACACACUUCUACUUAUUUUUAUGAUCUUAUUUAUUAACACCACCAAAAUACUCCCCUUCUGGCAAGUUCUAGUUAAUAGCUGGGGGGAAAGUUUUGUGUUGUAAUUAUUAUUAUUAUUAUUAUUAUCAUUAUUAAUAUUUUCUGCUCCAACCAUUACACGCCACUACCAUUCCGGGUGGGAAGCCCCGCCUACCCCAUUCGCCCUGCCUGGCCUUUUGCCUCGGCCUUGUUUUCUCGCCCCGCCCCCGGAAUGAGAUCCAUCUGCGCGUGUUCUUCGGAUUCUGACGCAUGCGUACAAAUGAAACUACUUCCGCAACGCUGCCUAGGCAAACGAAAGGCUCCGAAAGCAGCGCUGCAAUGCACACACUUGCCGCAGACUGAGCAUGCGUCAAUCCAAAGCCAACGGCGCUCACCCGUCCCCGGAGCGAGAAAUGACGCCCAGCGCAUGCGCGUUGGCUCAAGCAACGGUGGCCGAUGAGGUCCGCAACCCUGCUACCUUCCGAGAUGCGCUGAUUCGCAGGACCGCAUUCCAACCGGCAUUCAACGAGGUGUUAUCGCCGCCUAAGGCUACCUUCUGCCUCAAGGGACGCUCGGAGGAUCUCUUUCCCGCGUAAGCGGGGCUGCUGGCUUUUACCGCCCUGCCGCUCAGGUAUUUCUCUGGGACGGAGUGGGUAGUUCCGGGUUUUGCCCUAGUAUCCUUCCGCUGCACGUUAAAAUGAGUUUGCGGUAUCCAUCCGCUGGUUGUUGGAUCUUAUUUUCCUCUAUAUCCCUCCGCUGUAUACUGCAUUAGUGACGUUAAAAACCGAAUUAUAUGAGUGUAUCCCUCCGCCAAUUAAUAUAGUCCCUUUGCUUGCCCACCCCCACCCCCCGCCCAGAACAACAACCUAUGGUUAGACCUUGCGUAGAAGCUAUGACUUCAGACCUGGAGACUUUCCCUGUAAAUGGAGGUGGUUAAAUUAAUAAGUUGUGAGACACUCUGCACAUGCUCAGAAGCAUUAUCAUUUUCAUGUGCCUCCCAUGCUCCAUUUGUACUCUUAUUUAUUUAUUUUUAAGCAAGGCAUGUUUACUUUGCUCUUUGUCCCUACAAGCUUCUCUUUAUUUGCAUGGAAACUUUAAGCGGACUAAAUCCGUUUCUCUUCCUCCAGGUUGCUAACUCAUCUCCAUCUUGUCCUCUGCGGCUGCCUGUUGAGGUACUUAAUGCACAGCUAUAAUGAGCACCGCAGGGUUGGUUUCUCACGUUUGAAACGAGAUCCGGGAAAGCUGCUUUACAUUGGCUGUGUUCAGACAUUGCAAAAAUAAAAAGCAACAGCAACCAUGGUUUACUGUGACAAUAACAAGCCUCCCCUCCCCUCAGGCUGGUAUAGCCCUUGUUUAUCUCCCAGCGUGGACAUAAAGAAGCUUAUGCUUCAUGUUUUGAUCAUCCACAUCAUGCCAUAUUGUCCACGUUAAGCUCAGCGAUGGUGUGUUUGAAACAAAGUCACUUCACACUGCGGCUUAGGGAACUAGCUUGAGUUUCAGCAAACCAUAGUGACCUCUACAUAUUUUAGGCUGCAACUGUCAUCACACCCAGUGCUCAUGGGAGUUGUAGUCCAGAACAUCUGGAGGGCAUCAGGUUGGGAAGGAUUAAACAUAGUUUGGACGUAAUGCUGAAGCCAAAACUGGUAAUCAAAAACUAGAAGCAAAAACUCCUGAUCUUCUCGUGGCUAUCACUGGGAGGGAGGCUAGGUUUAUUCCAGCCAUGCUUACUCAUGGCUUAGCUUUAUUCUAUCUGGAUGCAGCCAUUGAGACAGAUGAGUGUUUAAUCUAGGCCAGUAACCUUAAAGUAAUUUGCUGACCCAAGUCCCACUUUUGAUCCCAAACUGCAACAUAGUGCCAGGUUCAACACUCCCUUCCUUGCACUUGGUCACCUUAAAGUGCAAGCAGGGCCCUUAUAUUUUUAAUAAUUGCAUGGAGGAGGGAAUUUUGAUAGGUACAGAGGAGAAAAUGUUGCGCCUACUGGAAUGUAUACAGCACAGCUCUUUAAAGAUCAAGGAACAUUUACAAACAUUUAUAUGACGUUCUUCAGCAAAGCUUCCAGUGGUUUGCGAAGCCAAAGAAAAAUUCUGAAAUCAAAACAAAGUGCAAUAAAAUUACAGCAUGCUAAAUGCAUUAGAAAUCCUAAGAGAAUGGAAAUGCUUUUGCACGGCAUCCAAAAGAUAACAGUAUUGGCACUAGGUAGGCCUUGCUGAAGAAGGGAAUUGCACAGGCAGGACACCACCCCUGAAAAUCCUUACCUUGAAUGACUGGGGGCACUUGUAGAGAGCCUGCAGAUAUCCCUUUAAUACAAGGACAGGUUUGGUACAGGAACAAGGCUUCCUUCAGCCUUGGCAUCUUAUCACCCUUCCCCUGUACACAUCUGCUUCUGUUUCACAGCAUCGUAGAAUAAUAGAAUUUUGGAGUUGGAAGGGAGACCAAAGGUCAUCUAGUCCAACCCCCCGCAAUGCAGGAAUCUCAACUAGAUCAUCCAUGGCAGGUGGCCAUCCAGCUUCUGCUUAAAAACCUCCCAGGAAGAAGAGUCCACAACCUCCUAAGGGAGAUUGUUCCACUGUCAAACAGCUUUUGCUGUCAGAAAGUUCUUUCUGAUGUUUAGUCAGAAUCUUUUUUCUUGAAUUCAUUGGUUCGGGUCCUAGCCUUACAAAAAACAAAACACCACCUUUAAAAAGCAACAACAGUGGUGCAACUCACCCAAUGGGUGAAGGCAAAUGAUCCAGCCCAGCGCUGAGUGGCAGCCGUUGUUCUUAAGUCCUCAGGUAGGGUCUUUCCUAGUCCUGCCUUCGUGUUUGAUUAGUUCUGACAUGGAUGGAACCUGAGGCUGCUCUGCAUCCUCUUGCUGAGCUGUGAGCCCACCUUGGAGCAGGUUUCAGGGCCUGAGGCCUUUGAAUUAUGGCCCAAAUUCCUAUAUCUCAAGAGGUAUGGAUUAUGCCUUGGGAAAUGGAUGGGUAGGUUUGUGGUUGAAACUCAGUCGACUGGACUUUCAGAGGCAAGGGAAGAAUAUUCGAUUCCAAGUUGUACUUCUGGUCUUCUGGUUUUCAUGACUGAUAGUUUACAGAGGAAAAAGCAAUUCCCACUCCCUGUUGGUUUUUGGAGCAUUUUUAAUAAUCAAUGCGUGUGUGGGCAUUGCACAUGCUGCUUCUCAACAUUCAGUCACACCCCAGCGUGACCAAGAAACAACCCAGUGAAGGGUUGUUAUGGUACGGUAGGUAUAGUUGAAUCCAACCCUCAAAGGCUUCUCAGUAUCGCCCUUGAUCUGGAAAAGGACACCUUCUUCUAUACACAUAUUUUGCACCUCAGCCACGUUCUCCCAAACUGAGACCCCAGGCAAAGGACUCAUGAUCACAAUGUAAAUAGGAAGAGAGGCCUUGGCAGAGCCCUUUUCCUUUGUUACAUUUCUCUGCUCUAUGCUUGCAUCUUUCUGACCCUUCCCCAAAACUUUCUGUUUGAGUGUCUCUUAGCAUCCUUGCGGAAACAGGUGACAAUUGCUGUUUAUGUACUCAGACUAAAGUUUGUUUCUCAGAUAUUACUAUUAUUUAUUCAGCUUCUUAACUUGUCUUUCCGCCUCCCAGGUCCUGCUUCCACAUGUCCGAAUCGGGGCACAGCCAGCCUGGGCUGUACGAGCGCCGUCGCCGCUGGAACCGUGACAAGGAACUGGGUCACCAGAGCCUGUCUGGGCCGGGCCGGGAUCGUGACUACGUCCCCUGGGAUCGCGAGCGAGACCGGCGGGUAAUUUCCACGCUUUGGCUGCGGUGGGAAUAAGGUGAGGGAGCAACGUGGGUCCCCAAGUUGACCCUGUUCUACUCCUUGUAGGACCCAGUGGAUGAGCCGGUGGGAACCGUGAUGCAGAAGACACCCAUCAUCCUGGCCAAGCCACCUGCAGAAAGGGUAGGUUGGGAGACAAAAUGCCAGCAUGCUGUGGCCUGAUGGGCCUUAGUCCCCUGCUCGAUCCCAUGGUUGCCCUCCGAAGAGGCCAGUAAGAGCUCCUGUGGCUGCUCUCGCUUGCUCCUGAGGAACAGGCCUGCCAUGCAAAGCUUAGCUGAAGUUAUUGACACUGUCACUCAUCGACAGUUGAUAUUUAAUAGAAAGCUUAGAGGUUAGCAGCUAGGGCUGGGCUAUUGUUGAGCUUAUCAUUUAUUUAUUUUUCAUUUAUUGUAUGCUGCCCUUCAGCCAAAGAUCACAGGGCGGUGGGUGGGUAGAUGAGGGCUGUUGUUGCUGUUGUUUUUUGUGUCUUUAUUUUAGAUUUUGUGAUGCGGGAAUAGUUUUGUGUUUCUUAAUGUUUUAUUUGUUGGUUACUUUUGUUCGUCGCAAUUAUUUUCCCCAUGUUGUCAGUCACCUUGAGCAUGGUGCGAACUGUGCAGAGGAGGGGUACAUAUAAAAUUAUGUACUCUGAUCCACUUCCUUAAGUGGAGAAUUCUGUGGACUUCUUAGCUGCCAAUUCUUUCUUUCCUUACCUCUCGGUUUGAAAAGGGAUUGGGGAUUCAGACAGACAGACAGACACACACACACACACACACACAGAGAGAGAGAGAGAGAGAGAGUGAGAGAUUGAGAGAUUGAUUCCCUCUUCUUUUCAUUUUAUCUUCUCUGUGUGAAUUUCCCUUUUAGAAGUUACAUAGGGUGAGGUGGAGGAACAAGGAAUCUGGAGCGUAGACACCCACAAGAGAAGGGACUCCUCUUUUCCACCCCGGCUGUUUUAGGUAGCACAGAGGUCGGGGGGGUCAUGUGCCCAGGUCUGGGAAGGAGGCAUUUGAGCCAAUGAGGCUGUGCUCCCAUUUCUGGCCGAGAGAGAUGUUGGAUUUCGGCCUCUGUGUCCUCAGCCUCUGUGUCCUCACAGUCCAAGGGGACCCCAACCCCCACUCCUGCUCCAGCACCUGCCGCCGCCCCAGCCAUAGAGAAGCCCAUUGUGCUGAUGAAGUCGCGGGAGGAAGGCAAAGGUUCCGCGGGGGCAACGGAGACGUCCGCUCAGCCCCCCGCUGCUGUCGCCAAGGUGGAGAAGGAGGGCCAGCGCCCCACGCAGCCAGUCUACCAGAUCCAGAAUCGGGGCAUGGGCUCAACGGCACCCAGCAGCGUCAUGGACCGUAAGUCACGAGAGAUGGCAACUUCCGGAGGUGUAGCCUCAUUGGCCUGUUCCAGACUAAAACUUUGGGUGCUGCAGAGGCCAGCUGUGAUUAGGCGAGAAGGGGCAUGGAGGAAGUAUUAGGGCCCAAUGCAUUGUCUACACGCUGCAUCAAAUACAGUGGUACCUUGGUUUAAGAACAGCUUAGUUUAUGAACAACUUGGAUUAAGAAUGCUGCAAACCCGGAAGUAGGUGUUUUGGUUUGUGAACUUUGCCUUGAAGGCAGAACAUGUUCAACUUCCUGUUAAGUGUGUUCCAUUUGUAAAUUGAGUCCCCUGCUGCUAUGGGAAAGCACGCCUUGGUUUAAGAACGCCUUGAUUUAAUAAUGGACUUCCGGAACGGAUUAAGUUCGUAAACCAAGGUACCACUGUAAAAUUAACCAGUCUAAGGCCCUGAUUUGUAAUAAACUCCCAUGAGAGACAGAGUGCUAAGAAGCACCCCUGCCAGUCAGGUAUGCAAAGCAUCUCAAGAGUAAGAUUCUAGUCCACUGUGUCACCGGGCCUCGUGAAGUGUGCUUUGGUGAAUUGGCCAACAUAACUGAAUACAGUGAUACCUUGGUUCUCAAACUUAAUCCGUUCCGGAAGUCCGUUUGACUUCCGAAAUGUUUGAAAACCAAGGCACAGCUUCUGAUUGGUGCAGGCUCCCCGGGAACAAUAGCUGACAGCCGCAUUGGAUGUUCGGCUUCCGAAAAAUGUUCAGAAACUGGAACACUUACUUCCGGGUUUUUGGCGUUUUGAGUACCAAGGCGUUUGAGAACCAAGGUACCACUGUACAUCCAGCACUUUGUGUGGCCACCCAAAAUAAAGGCACCGGCAUCAACCCGAGAGGGUGACAACGCAAUCCGAUGCACAUCUGUUCAAAACUAUAUGUCCCAUUGAGUUCAUUGGGGGAUAAUCUGAGGUAAGCGUGUAAAGGAUUGAGUCCUGAGUUAAGAUGCCUAUAUAAGCCCUCGCACAACAAUGGACUGACACUCUGGAAUCGCCAGCAACUCAGAAAGUUGCAUCAUUUCUGACUCGGUGUCCAUUCCAUUUGCAUUGCUGUAGGAUGGUGGUGGGGCUCUGGGCAGCGUGUUCACUCCUCUCCCAAGUCACUGUUGCCCACUCUCUUGCGUGCUUUGCACAUUUGCCCAGAGGAGUUGCCACUUGUCAUUGCUUGCAUACUCGAAAGGGGGUGACUGAGCAAGCAGUGAUAGGAGGAGGAAGAGUGGCAGGACCAGGAAACUCCGGAGGGUGGCAGCAGGUACUGUGGGCCUCAGCAGAUGCACAGUUAUGUCUGUCCCUGAUACUGGCCCUGUACUUACCAGGCAAAGGGAGCUCCAACCUCUGCGAAGUGCUGUUAAAUGGGCAGUCCCACGCAUUGUUCUAGGCGCCAGUGGAGAAAUCUUGCACAUAUCCUCUCUUGGGUGUAUGUGCUGUGUCUUCACUUUUAAUCUGGCAGUGGGGUGGUUCCUAGGUGUAAAAAGUUUGGGGAACACUGUGCUAGUCCCUGUGACUGGGGGGUGGGAACUUGGAAUUGUAUGGGAAUGUCUGGCGAAAGUUCAAACAAGAAGUAGGGCAGAGCAGAACUUGGGAAAGUCAGACUCGCCUUAUGAAAUGCCUAGAAAGAGCUGCAAUAUUUAAUGGGGAGUAAAUGGGACUUUUGAAAGCUGUUAAUGAUCACUGCCCGUAUUUUUUUUAUGGGUUAUUGGAAUGACUUCACUGGAAUGCGUUGUUUUGUUCCGUUAGGCCUUUUUCACUUUUUUGUAAGCUGUUUGGCAACCUUUUUUUAAUUUUUUCAUUAAACGACUUAUCAAUUAAAUAAAUAAUGAUGCACUUAACCUUUAUGUGGGACUUCUCACCUGGCCCCUGUUGACCUCAGACCCUCUUGCCAUUCCAGCUGUGGUUGGCCAGGCCAAGCUGUUAGCCCCGGAGAAGAUGAAACACAGCAUCAAGCUGGUGGACGACCAAAUGAACUGGUGUGACAGCGCCAUUGAGGUACUGUGAAAGUCCAGGGGCUUCCUACUGGUCAUCUUUCAUCUGCACCCCUUCCUCUUCCUGCAGCUUUCCUGCGCUCCCCCAGUAAUCCCACUUUAUAAUUGCUCGGCACUUGUUCUGUGAUCAAGUAUGCCUGCACUGGGGAUGGGUUAUUUCCCUGGGAACAUUUCUCCGUGCUGAGAAACGAUGGUAACAAUACCUAGAUAAUCCCUCUCUUUAAAACUCCUGUGAUUUCUGUCCUAGCUGGUUAUGUUUUACAAGUGUUUUCCCCCCUCUGUCCCACAUUAGUAUCUCCUGGACCAAACGGAUGUGCUGGUGGUUGGGGUGCUGGGACUGCAGGGCACAGGCAAAUCCAUGGUGAUGUCACUGCUGUCCGCCAACCAGCCUGAAGAGGAUCAAAGGUAAUUUGGGGGCUUGGCUCGGGGAACCGUUAACCACAACUGCAGAGUCAGACUGUUUAAUGCUAAGGGUUGGGUGAUGAAGUUGAGAGAAUGAAUAAGGAAAGUAGUUGGGGAGACUUCCUCUGUUGGGAGAUCCUCUUAGCUGUUUAGGGGGUGGGGUUGCCUGAAGAUGCAGGGCAAUGCAUCUUGGGCAUGCUGAAAAUAAAGCUUUGAAGAUUAUCGCCUUGUGAUUUGGAUUGGCUGGAGACAUUAUUUGACGCUGAUGUAGCGGUACCAGAAGCCUUAAGCCAAAUAACUGACCGAUUCAAGUCAAUAUGUAACAUUCAUCCUCCACCUCCUCUUAAUGGUUUUUAUCCCCUAUCCCCUCUGCCCUUAAGACUCCUUCAUCUGUUUCUCAUUUGUGUACUUAGAAUCUUUCCUUCAACCACCUUGUCUCUGAGAUAUCUGCCCCUUAGAUUCUCUACAUCCCAGAAUCUCUUUCCAGCCCUAAGCUUGCCGUGUUGCCGUCGUCAUCAAUUUAUUUAUUGCCUUCUACGCAAUCAUCUCAACGUGAUAUACAGUCAUGACAGUAAAAACAGUUAAAACACAGCCUCAUGAAUCUGUUCCUGUCCCCAGUAUCUAAAUAAGAUUAUAAUCCCUGCUAAACUGACAGCUUUUCUUUCCCUCACACUGACAUGUGUGGCUGCAGACAUUUUCUCAUCUUUUUUUUCUUUUAAGCACUGGGAAUGAUUAAACAUUGCAUGCCUUCGCACCAGCUCAGCCAGUCAGUGAUCAGUCUUCACUGCCACAAGUGGAAUUCAAUACAGAUUUAUCAACUCUGCUUUGUCUUUCCUGCCAAUCCUUUCUUCCAGAACCUAUGUGUUCCGCACUCAGAGCCAGGAGAUCAAGGAGCGUGGGGGCAACCAGACCAGUGGCAUCGACUUUUUCAUCACCCAGGAGCGUAUCAUCUUCCUUGACACUCAGGUCUCUGCUUUGGUCAUCUUUCUGCAAUUGCCUCUGACUAUCUUUGGAGAAUUCUCCAUGCAACUUCCAGUAGACCCUGGAUGGGUUAAACGCCAGACCUCCAUUGCCUUGCCACGAACACCUUUGGUGAAAUCUGUUUGUUUUUGUUGUGAGAUUGAAGCUUAUUUGAUCAAGGCAACUGAUCUUUAAGGCAGUUUAUAACGCUUCUCUUCCACAAUACAUCUGUUCCCAGAGCGUGGGAGAGCAGGACAGAGCAGCUAGUCCAGUCUGGAGAGCAGAAAGUGAUCCACUGGGUUUGUUAGAUGGGGUACAAGAAAGGAGAGGUUGGAGCUAUGUGAGUACCAGAUUUGUUGAGCAUCUAGGUGAGUGAAGAAGGACAAAACGAAUAAGAAUACAGUGGUACCUUGGGUUAAGUACUUAAUUCGUUCCGGAGGUCUGUUCUUAACCUGAAACUGUUCUUAACCUGAAGCACCACUUUAGCUAAUGGGGCCUCCUGCUGCCACCGCGCCACCAGAGCACGAUUUCUGUUCUCAUCCUGAAGCAAAGUUCGUAACCUGAAGCACUAUUUCUGUGUUAGCGGAGUCUGUAACCUGAAGCGUAUGUAACCUGAGGUACCACUGUAUAAAUUGGUCACGUUCUCAAUUCACAGGAUAUAAUGCUUCAUCCAUGAGUUGUUGAGAAGGAGGUAGCAUCAUUCAGUAGGAAAACCGAGGAAAGGACUAGCUUUAGCUAAGAAAUGAGGACUGACAACAGGGUAGCCUCAGGUUGGAAACUAGGCUGAACAAAACCCUCCAAAGGCUUUUUCCUUUCUCUCUCCCUCUCUGUAGCCCAUUCUCAGUCCCUCCAUUCUAGAUCACUUGAUCAACAAUGACCGCAAGCUGCCUCCGGAGUAUAAUCUGCCUCAUACCUACGUUGAGAUGCAGGUAGGGACCAUUUGUAUGUGUCGGGUGAUGGUGGCGGAUGUGGAUGUAGGGAAUAAGCUGCAGAAUCCUCACCUCUGGCAGAUGAUGGGGGUGAACCUCCCUAUAGAAACAGGUAGCUCCCUGUCCUGUUGGUCCUCACAGUGCUAAGGCAUAAGUGAAAACAAAGCUGGAGAAACGGGGGAAUUCCUGCCUUUUUCAAGCCAGCUUCCUGGGUCAGUUCUGUUAUUUUCUGUAAUCCUUAGAAUAUGACUCGCCCUCAACUCUUUUUUCACUGGCCUUCAAUAAACUCAUCUGACCCCGUAAAAUGCCAAAGGAUAUUUCCCACCAAAAGUGCAGCUGGUUUUGAAGCAUGGCACUCUCAGCACAGGAGCAAAGGUGUCAUUUGGCCUGCGUUCUUGAGAGCAUGCUCAGAUCGAAACCUUGUACCCUGAGGUCCCAAGCCCUGACCCGUCUCCUACUCACACCUGCUUUCCUUCCAGUCCCUCCAGAUUGCUGCUUUCCUCUUCACUGUCUGCCAUGUGGUCAUCGUGGUACAAGACUGGUUUACUGAUCUGAGCCUGUACAGGUGAGGCAUGCUAGUCACACAGCCGUAGGAAACGAAAGAGUCAAACCAAAGGCCCUAGGCCAGGCUUCCUCAAACUCUGUCCUCCAGAAGUUUUGAGACUACAGUUCCCAAAAACAUCUGGAGGGCCGAGUUUGAGGAAGCCUGCCCUAGUGCCUCAGGGUCAGAAGUUAAGCCCCUUUGUUUUUCUGCUGCCUAAGCAAGAGGACUGGUCAUAAUCUUUCCCUUCAAACCUGAACCUGAAUUCUACAUUUGGGUAGCAUGCAACUUGUUCCCAGAAGUGGUGGAUUUCGCUGCCUCUAUAAUUUAAUACAAAUAAAGCAUAAUUUCUUUUGUGUCUGGGAGCUGCAGAGAGGUGCCAGCUAUAUCGGAUGCUGAAGAUAUGACCCUCUGAGCAUUGGGAAUUUUACUCAGUCCCUAAGAUUUCAUUGGCAUUAGAUUUGGGUGUCUUUUAACUGGAGAUUACUAGACAAAACAUAGGACCUCAUGUUCUUUAUAUAUGCUGUUACCAGUAAGUUAAGGGAAUUGAUAGAUUUCAGAUAUACACUUGGAAGUCCUCAUUUUGUUUCCUCAGCUCUGAAGUUGCGUGGGUAUAUUUAAAAAUCCAGAAAUUUCAAAAGCUAAAUUGCAGGGCUGAUCUUGAGGAAAAAUUUGCAGUCUUGAAAAUGGAUUUUUUCUUUUGGUGACUCUCCUGUUUGUUGGUACUUAAAAUCCUUGAGAAACACCCAUUAUUUCCAAAAAGUUGGUAUUUUGCGCUAUACAUUUUGAAGCGGUCUUGACAAGAGGAAAAAAUGUUUGUUUUGUAUUGUAAGUUCUGAGUGUAUGUCUGAUAGUGAUGGGCUGGUUGGGUUUGGUCCAUUUCAGACAGUACAGGGAUAUCUGUUUCUGUGGGUACUAACUGGCCAUCUUAAUGCCAACCAGUAGGUGCUAGCCCAGUAGCUCUGGAUGAAAUAAAAAUAAAAAUGCCUCUUUCACCUUCAUGCUUCCGUUGGCAUCUUUAAAGCUGCCCCAGCUAUUUGUGCGCUCAGAAAUGGUAUCCCUUGGUUUCCCCCGCAACAGCAAAAUUUUAAAAAUGGCCAGUAGCAGAAGAUCCUGCAGUAUUUCCAUUCUCAACUAGAGGUGGGACAAGGUCUAUUCAGACGAUGCUUCAUCUUACUUAUUCAUUGCAAAAUAUUAUUCCUAGUCUUCAACCGCUGCUGGCUUUUUGUUGCAGGUUUUUGCAGACAGCUGAGAUGGUAAAGCCCUCCACCCCGUCUCCCAGUCACGAAUCCAGCGGCUCCUCUGGCUCGGAUGAGGGCACAGAAUACUACCCGCACAUUGGUACGAAACAGCAUAAGCACGUCUUUAUUGGGCUGGAUCGGUGACCUGUCCCAUCCUCACCCCAGUAUCCUGUCUCCAAGAGUGAUUGCAUCUGGCAGGGUCCUGUGAUGGCCUACAGCUGACACCUGCUCAAAAGGCCUCCCUAAAGAAAGAUAAAAUUACAUCUGGGUACUCCCAAUGAGAGCAGCAACUGGUGGCCAGGCAUAGCAGCAGUUCUGAUUUUCCACCAGACCCCCAAUUCAGGGCAUCGUGGAAAUUUAAGUGGCCUCCAGCCAUUUGGUGCUGUCUGGAUCACCAGCAGCCAAUGUCCCACCAAUAAAGGAGGGAGACCACCAGAGAGCCCUUUUUCCUGGGCCUCAUGACACCUGGAGCUGGCCCUGGGAUCUGGAGUGGGCAGUGGGGUGGAAAGCAAAGGAUGGUGGGGGGUGGAGGCAGAGACCCAAGGGCCGGAGAAGGCAUGGGAUGGUGAAAAAAAGGGGCAAAGCAGAAAGAGGCCACCGACGGCAUCUUAGUUGGCAUUUCCUCGUUUUCCCAGCUCUUCUCUUGAAACGCAGCUGAGGUUCCCCAAGCUGCAAGCUGGAUCCUAGAUUGUGUGUUUGUGCAGCGUCCUGGUAGACAUGGCAAAAUAAUGCCCACAGCAGUUAACAGCUGCCAAUUCAGAAAUCUGAAGAGACAACUGCUCUUCAUUUAAGUGCGCCACAAUUGGAUGAAGUUCUGGCUUAGGGUGGGGAUGGCCCUAUCUCCUCUUGUUUAGAUUUGAGCAAUGGGGACAGGCACAUUUAAACUCUCUCUCUCUCUCUCUCUGCCUAGUUUUUCUCCAGAACAAAGCCAAGAGGGAGAACUUCUGCCCCCGGAACCUGAAGCAGAUGCACCUGGUUAUUGACAAGAUUAUGAUGCACUCUCACCUGAAAUAUAAGGGUAAUGUGCCUCUUUCCAAUCUAUUUGAAAGGCCAGAUUGUGGAGCUUAAAAUAGCUAGAAGAUGAAGCCUGCCGAAGGAGGCAAUGUAGAGACUUGGGCUUUCUCACCCCAAAUAUAGCAGGUUGCUGACCCAGUGGGCCAGCAGGCAGCACUGACUUUCUGGCUGCCACCUAUUAAGCCCCCGAAACCCAGAAAAUCGUAUUUUGGGGUAUCUCAAGACAGUUGUCUGCUUAACCGCACUGUUUCUUUCCACCAGGCACCCUCUCCAUGCUGGAAUGCAACAUAUUUCCUGGCCUUCCUCAAAGUUACCUGGACUCAGAGGUCAACCUGUUCUUACUUCCAUUUAUGGACAGUGAUUCGGAUGAUGCUCUGCCCAGGGCAGGUGAGUAGCUGGAGCUGUGUCUCCGGCCCUUUUGCUUGAUCUUUAAACAGGUAGAAGGGCUGAAGCCCCCACUGCCUUCUGCCUCUGGGCAGCUUCCUCUUCAAACUGGUCCCCAACAUAAAUGAAUCCACAUUUAAUAUUUAAAUCACCAUGUGAGCAGGUAAGGGAUGCAUGCUGAUUGACUCAAGCAAGAGAGCAGGGCUGGUGCUCAGCAGCCAUUUCUGGUAUUUUGAUUCAUUAUGAGUUUGUAUUGAAUGGCAUUGUUUGCUGAACUCGUUUUCUGCUUUAUUUAUACACUGCCAUGCUUUAGAUAUGAUUACAGCGAUUGCAAUGUCUGCUGAUUUUUUUAUAUUGCUACUACGAGCCACCUCGAGCACAGCGUUGUUGUUUGAAAAGGCAGAUACAAAUACUAAGUCAAAACUGAAAAAGAGAAGCAAUGCACAGCAUCAGUCCUACAUCAGCCUUAGAAAUGCUUUCACCUGCCUACCAUUUUCUUUUUCAUAUGAAUUAGCUGCAGGUGGCUCCUGGGUGGAAGAUGGGAUGGGGAUGGCAACAGGCUUAGCUCUUUUGUGUGCUCAGAAUCCUUCCCUUCCAGCGAUCUGCCAAGUUAGUUCUCUCAAAAAAAGAGCUUAACGGGAUGCGGUGGUAUUCCACUUUUACUCAGAGUAAACCCAUUGCAAUUGAUCAUGUCUAUGUUACGUCCAUUAAUUUCAGUGGGUCUACUCUGGGUAACUUGGGAUGCGGGUGGCUCUGUGGUCUAAACCACAGAGCCUAGGGUUUGCCGAUCGGAAGGUCAGUGGUUUAAAUCCCUGCAACGGGGUGAGCUCCCGUUGCUUGGUCCCUGCUCCUGGCAACCUAGUAGUUCAAAAGCACAUCAAAGUGCAAGUAGAUAAAUAGGUCCCGCUCCAGCGGGAAGGUAAACUGCGUUUCUGUGCGCUGCUCUGGUUUCACCAGAAGCGGCUCAGUCAUACUGGCCACAUGACCUGGAAAAACUGACUGUGGACAAACGCCAGCUCCCUCCGCCUCUAAAGCGAGAUGAGCACCGCAACCCCAGAGUCAUUUGCGACUGGACUUAACUGUCAGGGGUCCUUUACCUUUACUUUUACUCUGGGUUGAAGAUAGGCUUUUACUAGAAGAACAGUUGGGGUGGGGAAACUGCAGGAAGGGAAGGCUUUAAGAGCACAUUUCAUUGCCUACCCUGUUUAGCCAAAAUAGCAGAAUUAUGUUGCAUUAGUGAUUUAGGUUUCUGCAUGGAUUGCGUAUAGUUCUGCCCUGAUAUGAGGAAUUGCAGCAACCCUGGAGCACAGAGCAAAAUCCAUCCACUGAAUUUCCCCCUGCUGCUCCAAAUAACACUGCAACCUGCAUCCCCAGUGUGCUGGGCUGGGGGCAGGUUUGGAUUGUGUGAAGGUGUCCCUCCAUCCAGCUUGUGCCUGUGGAGUUGGUGCCAGUUUAGUUUAAUCCACUGAAAGCCCCCAAACACGGUGUUCCAUGAGGGGCUGAGCCAGCCCAGGACCUCUUGGCUUUUCGGGCCAGUGCAGCAAUUUGCCUGCCCUUCCAACCCAGCCAGAUGCGGUGAUGGCCCCAUCAUGGCUUGAACUGCCACCUCAGUUACACCAGGUAACAAAUCACUUGCUUGCUUUUUCCUCGCGGGAUCAGUGUUUUUUUAUUAUUUGAUAGGUUUUUUUCCCCUCUCUCUCUCAUUACAAUUCCUUUUGGAAAAGGGCUGUUUACAUUCUGGUGAAGGCUCCAGAUGCCCCAACGGAUGGAGUAACCCGCCUGUCUUCCUUUCCUUUGCAGCCCCUGGGAGCAGCCCUCUCUUCUCCCUCCUGCCUGGGUACAAGGGGCACCCCAGUUUCCAGUCUUUGAUUGCCAAGCUUCGGAGCCAGAUUAUGUCUAUGUCCCGGCCUCAGCUCUCCCACACCAUCCUGACCGAAAAGAACUGGUAAGAGAGAGAGAGAGAGAGAGAGAUUUUGGUGGUUGAAGUAGCAUAGGAGAAUAACUUAAGAGGGGUCUUAACUUGGUGGGUUGCAAGGCCCAUUGAGCAUCUGAUCAGCCAUCCGUUCUCGUCAGGCAAGUCGCUCUCCCCGCUAAUGAUUUUAUGUAAUUAAAUAACGUUCCAGCUUCCCCAUCUGGCAAAGUAUGCUUCUGCUUUCAAAAGCUCUUGUCACAAUAAAGCUUAAUAUUGAUGGUGCCAGGUUACCUUUUGAGUUUAGCGAGUUAAUGUGUCAUCGCUUUAUGUGCUGGCAGAUGCCUGCCUUCCAGGAAGCGUGACAAAUACAGUGCCUUUUGCAUCGCCCGGCCUUGGCUGGUUUCAGACAAUGGUUCAGACCCCAGAUCUGAGCGUCCUGUUAAUAAUUUCCCUCGACCCAAGGUCACCCAGCUGAGCCUGUUACAUAGGGGAGGAAGACAUAUUUUGCAUCUCUGUGAUGUCCACACCAAGAAAGGUGAUACAGACCAGAAUCACAUUACCAGCCUUCUGGUCCCCAUUCUCUUAUCUUAAAACAAUAUUUUCUUUCUUAAAACAAUGUUUCUUGUCACAAAACCACAAAACCUUAAGCUUAUUGCAAAGUUAUAAAAGCUCAAAACAACCAGCACCUAUCACAAGCAGUAAAACCACACUUCUAACAAAGCCAUAAACUUAAACGUGUUGUAAAUUACUAAUUGCUCCCAAUUAGCAAGAAAAGUUUGUUUUCACAGAGAUAGGAACCUGUGCAUCAGACUCUUUAACUGACAAUUCUGAGAUGCAUAUACUGGACAUUUUGUGAUGUCUAAAAGUACCGGUAUGUUAUUCUGAAGACUUCCGCUCAGAACAGAGCAAAAAUUGCUGUAUAAGAUGUACCUCGUCCUUUGAAGUGGCUCCAUCUUAACCUUUUCAUGUGAUUUAAGAGGAUUUUAAACCUAGGGGUGUGAGAGUCAGGAAUGCCUCUACUAUAAACACAAUGUGAGUUUCACUGCAUAAUGAAAGCUGCCUCACUCCUGCGAGUGUGCAUACUCUGUCUGUUGUGCACUAUAUAGAUCAUCCUCAGGAGAUGCAAGAGGUAAAUUUGCCAUAGUAAAUGGAGUUGCGGGCAGCUGGGUAGUGUUGUGAGCCACAGUGCAUUUUAGAGGGGCCCCAGUCACCCUUACGUAGGAGUGAAAAGCCUGCCCUUCUCCUGUUCUGGUAUGCCAGAGAAAGGGCUGCCAAAUUUCCUUUGCAUGCAGGCCCACUGCACAAGUGGAUUUCAGAUGUAAAAUCUGCCUUUGAAGAAGCACAUUUUGUAUAUUAAAGCAAGUUUCUAGCUCUCCUGCACACAGAAAUUUAGAAAUAGGAUGUGGCUGACAAAAACUUGAAAACCUGAGUUUUGUUUAUGUCAGGCAUGGAUUCUCUACCCUGUUUUUCUUCCUUCCUUCCUUCUUUCCUUCCUUUCUUUCUUUGCAUGCCUCGGUUUUCUGGGGUUUUUGUAUCUUUCCAGUGUGCUCCUUCUCCCUUGUUACUUGCUUCCAAAAAUUUAACACAAACACACACACACACACACGCACACAUCUGAGUAUCUGCCAGUUGAAAGUAGAAAUAAAUAAUAUACGUAUGCAGAUUAACUUGCCAUAACAUUAUGGGUAUUGUGAGGCUAUUGUGGAACAGAGCAGGUAACUCAGUAGGACCCAGUUUGCCUCUGGGCUGAAGCUGACUGCCAUGUUCCUUUCCCUCUCCUGGGCAGGUUCCACUAUGCAGCUCGCAUCUGGGAUGGUGUGAAGAAAUCCUCUGCUCUCUCCGAGUACAGCCGCCUGCUGGCCUGAGCGUGACAUCCUCGCAUUGGUAGCUGCCAAACAGCAGCCAGGCUCCCCCCACCCCCCGAGCUGGGUGGGCCAGGGCAUCUGAGCCGGCGUCCAGAGGCACAAAGCGACGUGUGUUCUCCCAGAGAGGGAGCUGUAGGGGGUGGGCACUAGCCCUCCUUCGGUGAUGCUAUGCAAGUUUCAAGGAGCAGAAACACAGGAUUGUGUGGUGUCCCUACUGGGCCACCGUACUGCCUGCCGCCCAGCAUGGGUCUUGCUCCGUGUCUCUUAGGGCUCCGAUUCCCACCUACAUGCAAAGACGGGAGAGCUCUGCAUGUCUUCUCAUGGGCUGCAACUCCCUCCAGAAAGCAGAAGCCAGUGUAGGAGUUAUGACAGAACCACCAGUAACCUCCUCCUACCCUUCUAAGCAGGAAAAAUAAUAUCUCUGCAAUUGCAGUGGUGGGUCAGAGCAAAGGUCAGUGGGGAGCAAGAGUUGUUGCUUUGUAUAUGUUGAGACAGUACUUUCCUGUAGUCGAGUGUGUUGCUCAUAACCUUCCAUUUUGAGGGACGUGGACCCCGACGCAUCUCCCCCUCCUCAAGUCUCUGCCCCUUUCCUCGAUCCAAGCCUAGCUUUCUUGUUCCUGCAGCAAUGUGAGUUAAGAGUAACUUCCCUUUGGGGAAUAUGACAUUCUUGUUUAAUAAAUUGUUCGUGCCGUUUCACGUUGUGUGUGGCUUUCC
Molecule: messenger RNA, 17927 nt
Organism: Podarcis lilfordi (Lilford's wall lizard)
Lineage: Eukaryota; Metazoa; Chordata; Lepidosauria; Squamata; Lacertidae
Source: the annotation of a GenBank genome assembly